Messenger RNA from Meyerozyma guilliermondii ATCC 6260, 1719 nucleotides. It is a transcript of the gene BAS1, whose product is annotated as Myb-related transcription factor BAS1. The record is from RefSeq and is a predicted model, not a curated record. The transcript has a single exon. Bases 1 to 1719 code for a protein of 572 amino acids. NCBI's taxonomy places the organism in Eukaryota, Fungi, Ascomycota, Pichiomycetes, Serinales, Debaryomycetaceae.
AUGUCUAUGAAGAAAAAAUACGAGCCCAUCGAUCCCUUGGCCGCAACUGAGUCGUUGGGUUUCCAGACCCACCGCAGAGGUGCUAGAAAGCCUUGGACAAGACAAGAAGAUGAAGCUUUGAUCCACUUGAUAGGACAAAUGCAUCCAGAUACCACACAACUAGACCCUGAAACGGUGAAAUGGGAUGCAUUGGCCGAGCAGCUUUCUCCUGAUGGACUACGGAAACCAAAGGAUUUGAGAAAACGUUGGUGUAAUUCAUUGGACCCCAGCUUGAGGAGGGGAAGAUGGACGAAAGAAGAAGAUGAUAUGUUAGUCAAUGCUUACAAGACAUAUGAUGCCAAUUGGCAAAGGGUGGCUAAAGAAAUACCUGGACGGACUGAUGAUCAAUGUGCAAAACGGUACUUGGAAGUAUUGGAUCCAGAAACGAAAGAUAGGUUGAGACCAUGGAGUAGAGAAGAGGAUCUUAAGUUGAUACGACAGGUAAAGUUACACGGAACAAAGUGGCGCACAGUUUGUUUGGACUUAAAGGGCCGUCCGUCUCUCACGUGUCGAAAUCGAUGGCGUAAAAUCGUCACUGAUGUAGUGCGAGGCACCGCCGAUGCGUAUGUGGAGGAAGAGGUUAGGGCGAUCACGAGUAACGAUAAUACUUUGAAAGAUGACAGACCUAUUCCUAAAAGUGAGAUGGAUCCACCACGUCCUCGAAAAGAAAAUACUGUACCGCCGGCGCCGCCAUUGGGAGCAAAACCAGCUUCCAGUAAUAUUGAUUGGCGUUACUCGUUGGAACUGACACGAGCUACACCUGCUGAUUCCGAGCUUCCUCAUCGCUUACUCUUUGAUAACGAAAAUGGAGGAGCCAUAAAAAAUGAACAAUUGGUUCAAGCAUUAAUUUCCUAUGCAAAGUCACAUCAUUUGGAAAUCACGGUGCAUCAGCAUAUUCACCACCACUACUCAUCGCAGGUUCCACAAGACGUGGGUUUGUCAGGGCUGGCCAUACCGAACCUCAAUAUUCUCAACCAAAUCUCACCUCCCCAAUUUGACAAUCUUCUGCUUUCACCCAUAGGUUCAAAUCCAGUCGAUACCGGCCGCAAUUAUGAACUGGAAGUCAAGCGACAUCAGCAUUUCAACUAUUUGCCGCCAUUGACUGAGGUUCCCAAACUCAAUUCCUCCAAUACCCUGCCGGCUCUCGGUCAACGUGAGAUGCGAUCUCCGCCUGAUCCUACGAGGGAUCAGGGACUUUAUCGGUUGCUCAAUAAUAAGCAAAAGGACAAUCUUACUCCACUAACUCGUGCAGUAGAGAUGGCAUCAGCAGUAGAAGCCAAUGACCAGCUUCGAACCAACAAUUCUCUCGCGCGCUCGCUGCAAACAGACCGGGGUCACUACAAGCGCCAGAAGUACGAACCGAGUGAGGAAGAAGAGAUAGAAGAAGGUCCUGAUUUCUGGGAAACGAUGAGAAACUUGACCGAGGUGCAACAACGUCAAGUGUCGCAGGAACCAGUCUCGGCUCACCACCCGCUACAUUACCAAGGAAGCUCUACACCUCAGCCCACUCCACAAUUUAACUAUUCAAUGAUGUCUCAGGCACAACCAGCGUAUGAUGAAGAAGAGGAUAUGGAUAUGUUUUACGAAACUCGCAGAGACGGCACGGCAACUUCAUCGGACCCUUCGAUGUACGACUCCAUUAUCCAAGGAUACGGGGUGAUUCCCUUUAACCCGUCAUAA